Molecule: messenger RNA, 1764 nt
Organism: Vicia faba (fava bean)
Lineage: Eukaryota; Viridiplantae; Streptophyta; Magnoliopsida; Fabales; Fabaceae
Source: the annotation of a GenBank genome assembly
AUGACAAAUAUUCCACAAGAGGGUUUUCAUUUUCUAAAACCAAAACCCAUUUCGUAUUCGUCUCCUGAAACUCGUUCAUCCCCGGAACUUGCUAAUAUCCCAAAAAACCCUAAUAACAGUGACGAUGAAUGUUCAUCUUUUGACAUUCUAAACUAUGAAUCAUGGGUGUGUCCCCAAGUUUUGAAGCGCCACUCAAUCUUUACCUCACAUGAAUCUAUCCUCCGUUUGCAACAAAAGAUUCAGCUGAACCGUCAUUCCUCACAGGAUGAACUUGCAUGUCUUCCGUGCUCCGAAGAAGAACGUGUGUGUUGGCAUGCAGAUGAACCACAUUUCAUUUAUAUGUAUGAGUUUCUGUUUGAGAAACUGUUGAUUUCAGUUCCUUUCUCGAAAUUUCAAUGUCACGUUUUGGCUACCCUAAAUGUCGCUCCUUCGCAGCUUCAUCCUAAUACAUGGGGUUUCAUAAGAGCUUUCGAGAUCCUAUGUUCAUGUGUUGGUGUUGAGCCUAGUGCCAAUAAGUUUCUGUAUUUCUUCCAAGUCAAGGUUUCAGGAAAAGUGGGAUGGAUAUCUGCGAAUGGCCGGUCAGGGAGACGGUUGUUGGAUAGUUUUUAUUCUUCCUAUAAGAGAUGGAAGAACAUGUUCUUUAAAGUUCGUUCGGCUUCAUUUUUGUUCAAUGAAGGGGGAGAUUCUCGGUUUCCUCUUUGUUGGACAACUGAUCCUGUUCCCUUCAUUACCUUUGAGAUUGACCGAUUGGACGAGGUUGAGCGGGAUGAAAUUCAACUUUUGACCGGUUUACCUGUGUUUCAUUGUGCUAAAUUGAUAGCGCUGAAUGAAAAUCGUGAUGCUUUGAUGGCUCACUUUUCUUACAUGACGACAUACAAGUUCAAGAAAAAGGACUUGGCGAAAUUCAUUAACCUUAAAGCUUCUAUAGAUCCGAUUGCUUGUACUUCAGCUCCCUACCGGACCAUGGCCUCACCUUCGGGAAGCCAGCUUAAGGAAAUGAAGCGAAAAAGACUAUCUGAGGUCCCAACCGAGCCCGUGCCUCAUAAACAAAUCCGUGUCGUCCAUUCACCUGUCCUCCUUUCCAGUGCAGGGAAUGUUCCUUCCUCCAAGCUGCCUUCGGUUGGUCCGGCACCGACCCUUCCAAUUCAGAACCUUGAGGCCAUGUGGGAUGAUGCACACGGGUCUUCAUCAGAGAUUGACAGACCCUGUUUUUCUAAACUGAGGAAGGAGGAGAUGGUUGAAGCAGCUAAGGUAUACCAGCUACGCGCUUUAACUCUUAUGAAAGAGGUGGAACAAGUUAUAUUUUCAGAGGGCUUAGAUAAGCUGACAAAAGAGAAUGAAGAGGAUAAGAGGAUUAAAGAGAUUGAAGAUUUGAAACGAAAACUGGAGGUUGCUCACAAAGCUCAAGACAAGAUGAAAAAAGAAUUGGUUGACUUGAACACAAAACAAGAGAAAUGGCAGAAGGAGAAAAUUGACUUAGAAUCUGCUUUGAAGGAAGAGCGCGAUCUCUUGAAAUCCACUAGGGUAAAUCUGCGCGAUGAGAAAAAUAAGGUUCAGCAGGCCAUGUCACAGGCAGCCCACCAGUAUUUGGAAGGUUUCAAUUGUGCUAAGUCUCAAGCCGCCUUCUUGUGCUCUGUUGAUGAAGGAAAAUUAGAUGGCAUGCGUCUUUGGGGUCAGGUAAGGGGUGGUGAAAUCGUAGUUGAUGACGGGGGAGACGAGAGUGACGACAGUGGUCAAGGGUAUGUUCUAGGAUUCCGAGUUUGA